Molecule: messenger RNA, 1456 nt
Organism: Brassica napus (rape)
Lineage: Eukaryota; Viridiplantae; Streptophyta; Magnoliopsida; Brassicales; Brassicaceae
Product: methylesterase 4
Exons: 3
Coding region: 407-1183 (258 amino acids)
Biological process (GO): jasmonic acid metabolic process; salicylic acid metabolic process
Molecular function (GO): methyl jasmonate esterase activity; methyl salicylate esterase activity; methyl indole-3-acetate esterase activity
Source: RefSeq, a predicted model, not a curated record
UUGGAAGAGGAUUACCGCACCUACUUCAGUUCUGGUCCACACACGAUUUGCCUGUAGAGUUUUUUUCCACACUUUUUUUUUUAGUUAAUUUUAUGGUUUUUCUUCUCAGCCAUUCUUUUUUUUUUUUUUACAAUCGAUUCUUUCUCCAUUUCUCUCAUGAACAAUUCUCUUUUUAAACUCUAAACUUCAAUUCUAGUGUAUUUCAUGUUUCUUCUUCUAGACUUGCACCUACUUCACUUCCGGUCCACACACGCUUCUGGUCCACACAUGCUUGCCUGUAGAAUUUUCAAUUUUUAUUCUCUUUUUCCUUUUCCUCUCAUCUCUGAACAAUUCUCAUCUAAACUCUAAACAAUUCUCAUUUAAAAAUAAAUUCAAGAAAGCAAGAUCAGCAACAAAAAAAAGGUCAAUGGAGAAAGAAAAGAAGAGGUUUGUGCUUGUCCACGGGGUAUGCCAUGGGGCAUGGUGUUGGUACAAGAUAAUACCACAUCUCGAGGCUGCCGGUCACAGCGUGGUUGCAGUGGACCUCGCUGCGUCGGGGAUUAGCACGAUCAAAGUGGAAGAGAUCCAGAGCUUAGAAGAUUACUCCAAACCCUUGCUUGAGCUUCUCAGCUCGUACGAUGAAGAACAACAAGUGAUUAUUGUUGCUCAUAGCAUGGGAGGCAUUACGGCUGCUCUCGCUGCCGACAUCUCCCCUCGUAAGAUCGCUGCUAUUGUCUUCGUGACAGCUACUAUGCCCGACAUCACGAACCCUCCUGCUUACCCUUUCGAAAAGUUCGUCCCUAACAUUCCACAAGAAGAGUUGUUGGACACUGUGUUCCGUAGCUACGGAUCUUUACAUACUAUUCUUUUCGGACCAGAGUUCAUGGCCAAGAAACUAUAUCAACACUCUUCGGUCCAAGAUCUUCAAUUGGCCAAGUUGCUGGCUAGGGAAAGUCCUGCGUUAGCUACUGACAAUCUUGCAGGGACAACAAGCUUUAGUGAGGAAGGGUAUGGAUCGGUUACACGUAUUUAUAUUAUCUGCGGGGAGGAUAAUUUAAUAGGUGAGGAGUACCAGCGUUUGAUAAUCAACAACUUUAAACCAAAACAAGUAAUGGAGAUCGAAGAUGCAGAUCAUAUGGCAAUGUUAUCCAAGCCUCAAGAACUCUGUGCUUGUCUCUUAGAAAUUGCAGAUAAAUAUGCAUAAAUCAAGACAACCGAAGCUAUAUUAGAAUAUAUCUUUCAAUAACACAUAAAUCAAGGGCUGAACAGGUUGCAAACUCUCAUAUACAUAUGUUUCAAUGUAAUCCAAGCAUCAAGAAAUAUGUGUUUGUCUCUUAGAAUAGCAGAUAAAUGUACAUAAAUCAAGGGCACAUGCUAUAUGAGAAUCUGUUAAUGAAUUUGCAUCGAUUGGUUAACAGUGUCAGGGGAUGCAAACACUCGAUUGUUUCAGUAUCUUGCAAGUAGUUUUUUUAUUCAA